Myotis lucifugus (little brown bat) is the source of this 1917-nucleotide messenger RNA. RefSeq names its product immunoglobulin superfamily member 11 (gene IGSF11). NCBI's taxonomy places the organism in Eukaryota, Metazoa, Chordata, Mammalia, Chiroptera, Vespertilionidae. Gene Ontology annotation, cellular component: cell-cell junction. The record is from RefSeq and is a predicted model, not a curated record. Gene Ontology annotation, biological process: homophilic cell-cell adhesion. Gene Ontology annotation, molecular function: ionotropic glutamate receptor binding.
CCCGGCAUGACUUCUCGGGGCUCCCCGCUGGCGCCGUUGCUGCUCCUCUCUCUGCAAGGUGUCACGGUUUCCCUGGAGGUCUCAGAGAGCCCCGGGAGUGUCCAGGUGGCCCGGGGUCAGACAGCAGUCCUGCCCUGUACUUUCACUACCAGUGCUGCCCUCAUCAACCUCAAUGUCAUUUGGAUGGUCAUUCCUCUCGCCAAUGCCAACCAACCUGAGCAGGUCAUUCUGUAUCAGGGUGGACAGAUGUUUGAUGGUGCCCCUCAGUUCCACGGCAGGGUAGGAUUUGCAGGCACCAUGCCAGCCACCAAUGUCUCUAUCUUCAUUAACAACACUCAGCUAUCAGACACUGGCACCUAUCAGUGUUUGGUUAACAACCUUCCGGAUAGAGGGGGCAGAAACAUUGGGGUCACCGGUCUCACAGUCUUAGUUCCCCCUUCUGCCCCUCACUGCCAAAUCCAAGGAUCCCAGGAUGUGGGCAGCGAUGUCAUCCUGCUCUGCAGCUCUGAGGAAGGCAUUCCUCGACCAACUUACCUUUGGGAGAAGUUAGACAAUACCUUCAAACUACCUCCAACAGCCACUCAGGACCAGGUCCAAGGAACAGUCAUCCGGAACAUCAGCGCGCUGUCUUCAGGUUUGUACCAGUGCGUGGCUUCUAAUGCCAUAGGAACCAGCACCUGUCUUUUGGAUCUCCAGGUUAUCUCCCGGGCAUUCUUUUACUGGAGACGCAAAAAUAAAGAGGAGGAGGAAGAAGACAUUCCUAAUGAAAUAAGAGAGGAUGAUCUUCCACCUAAAUGUUCUUCUGCCAAAGCAUUUCACACCGAGAUAUCCUCCUCUGAGAACAACACAUUGACCUCCUCUAAUACCUACAACAGCCGAUACUGGAGCAACAAUCCAAAAGCUCAUAGAAACACAGAGUCAUUCAACCACUUCAGUGACUUGCGCCAAUCUUUCUCCCUGCACUCGGGCAAUGCCAACAUACCGUCCAUCUAUGCUAACGGGACCCACCUGGUCCCAGCUCCCCAUAGGACUCUGGUAGUGACAGCCAACAGGGCCUCAUCACCGAAGGUCAUGCCCAGGAGCAAUGGCUCGGUCAGCAGGAAGCCUCGGCUGCAGCACACACAUGCCCACACCAUCAGCCAAGCAACGCUGGAGCGAAUUGGUGCCGUCCCGGUCAUGGUGCCAGCCCAGAGUCGGGCCGGGUCCCUCGUAUAGGACAUGAGCAGAUAGUGUUCAGAAAAAAGCCAGUGAGAUGCCCCAUACACGGGGUGGGGGUGGUGGAUGAGUGCGGGGAAAGAAGCACUUUCCUUAUCAUGAUACUAGUAAAAAGCACAGAGAAGAAAGUUAAUGCUGUUACCUGGCCAUGGAGAUUUGUGAAAUGAGCCAGAAUGUCUGUCCUGAAGACUUGUUUCUCCGCCUCCGAUGUCCCGGGAUCCUAGUCAGUAAGCUGGAUCUCAAAGAUGUGCCAAGCCAAGGGAAAGAUGUGAGCAGAAUAGCACGUGAAAUCUAAACUGCAGUCCAGAUGAGUUUGUUCUCUAGCUCAUGCCUAAAUCUUUCAAGAGACUCAAGUGCCAGAUGGAGUUUAAAUAAUGACAUUAUUUUAAAAGAUAGGCGUCUUUAGAAAACUAAUGAACAUCCUCUUCCCAUCCCUUCUAUACGUAGAGGGCAAAGGGCAUGAAUGGUUAGUAUCUGUCCCUACAUCACAGAAUCAAAACUUUUUACACAAGCAGAAUUCAGUAAGAAGUGUGUGUGGGGGGGGGGGGGAACAAAAGAAACUUCUUUGAGAAGCCCAUUCAUAGUUACUUAUUUGUGAACCAUGAAUUUCAUAUUUGGAAUAUUGCUCUAUGGACAGAUUCUUGCCUGUCUAGGUUUUUCUAGGCUCUGCUACAGGUCCAUGACAAUUACUGUUCAUUAUUU